AUGGCCGCGUGGCAUGGUGCGUGCGGAAUGGGGCCACUCCUGCAGGAGGCCACCUCUGUGCCCCAGCAAAGAACUUUUGCACGGCUUUCUUCAACGAUGCCCUUCAUGAUCCUAACCGGCUCCAUCGAAUUGGGCGAGCCCGCAGCGCUUCCCACGGACCAGUUUCGGCUCAUGUUCGGGGACCGCUCCUGCAGCUGGCCAUGCCCCGGGCGCCAUGCGCGCUUCAUCGAGCUGCCUGGCAACAACACGGAUUUCGCGGACAACAUCAAUGAAGUCGGAGACGGUAUGGAUGUCAGAGAAGCGACCAUCUCGGUGAGGGGGAAGGAUCUCAUGCUUCCGCCGCUCAUGCCACUUGCUCAAGGUACUCAGGAGAGGCAGCUCCGCAUCCUUCCGGGUGCUGAGGAGGAGAGAGUAGAUCCGCUGGACCCGAGCAACGAAGCGAUCUACCAUUCGUUUGAGCCAACGUUCCCAGCAAGCGACAAGGUACCAAGCAGCAAAGCAACUGUCCAAAAGCGACUUGCCAUGAUGUCAGUGGAUGGCAGCCACUCACUUGCUGCACUCGCAGCUGACCCAUCGGCUCGAGUCAGCCUGUGCUGCCUAGUCAUCGUGAUCCUGUGUGGUGAUUACAGGUCGGGCAAUGCCCCGGCUUCUGCACGAUGUGGAGGAAACGCCGUCGGCAACGUUGACUGCGAAGGAGGACCUGCGGCUGAAGAUGAACCAGUGGGCGACGUUUGCUCCGAGUGUCCAACUCUUGCUUCUUGGCAGGGUGGGGAUCUCAGCGUCAACCAUUUUGGUGCAUUGUACUUCGUUUCGGGCAAGCCGAGCAAAAACUGCCAGUUGGCCUGGGAUCUCGCAGAGCAGCUGGACGAAUCGAAGCAAGUCGUGUCGAUGCUGCCCGCAAGUUUUGCGGGGCGGUGUAUGCGCCAGGAUGCAGAUGAGGAGGAGGCGCCUCUUCCAUCAUCUUCAACCACCAAGCUGUCGCAGGACACGUUUUCGACCCCAACCAAGACGGCCUGCUCAAGCGACUCGUUCAGCUUCAUGGAGGAAAUGGAAACGCCCGAGAAGGUUGCAUCCAGUUUGCCUGCCGCCUGUCUGGAUCAGGAGCGCGAAGUCGCGACUGAAACUACGCCAGACACGGUCGACCUGACAAACGAGGCAGAAGAGGUCCAAGCUGCCACCGCCGAUGAUGUUGUGGAGCAGGCACCGCCGAAUCAUCACGAAUCAGGCGAGCCGGAGGCUCCUUCUUUUCCUAGCAGUGGCUACACCGAGCUCGACUCGGAGUUCGGCGAGGCCGUCUUGGCUACCUCCUGUCAGCUGGCAUCAGCGAAGACGCGCUGUGCCGAGUUGGAGUCGGAGUCAAGCGUUCUCGAAGCCGAAGGAAAACAACUGAAGUCUGAGCUGGAGCUGAUGCGAAAGCAGCUAUCUGAUGAGAUGCAGAAGCGCGAGCCACAUGAGCCAUUGCCUGAGUGA
Molecule: messenger RNA, 1470 nt
Organism: Symbiodinium natans
Lineage: Eukaryota; Dinophyceae; Suessiales; Symbiodiniaceae
Source: the annotation of a GenBank genome assembly